Messenger RNA from Babesia microti strain RI, 2391 nucleotides. RefSeq lists its product as hypothetical. The transcript is spliced from 2 exons. The record is from RefSeq and is a predicted model, not a curated record. Lineage: Eukaryota; Apicomplexa; Aconoidasida; Piroplasmida; Babesiidae. The coding region runs from base 1 to 2391 and encodes 796 amino acids.
AUGUCGACCCAUGUAUCUCACAUUUCAUCACAUCACCCUUCAACCCAUGCACAUACCAGCGAUUUGCUAUAUCCGCCAUCGCAUAAAGCAUCUACCCAUGCUUCAACCUAUAAGCCAUCAAGUCACAAACAGUCAUCUCACAUUUCAAGCCUUAAGGCCUCAAAACAUCACCCAUCCACUCAUGCAUCAACACGCGCGUCUAGUCAUAGACUCCCAAGUCAAAAUGCGUCGGUGAAUCAUUCAGUCCACCCUUCUAUGUAUUCAAUGCAAGAUUUUGGUGAAGAUAGCGAAUUAUAUGAACCUACACCUGUGGAAGACCAGGAAUUACUCGCAGAUAACUGCUACGAUAAUUACCAACUGAUGAUUUCUGUAUUUUUGAAGUUGUCCAAAGAGUUUGAAAAAAUAUCAGAUGAAGUUGAUGAAUGCAUUAAAAUGGCACAGAAGGCAUUUGAAAUGGUAGAUUUCACACAGUACGAUGACCCGGCACAAUAUGACGAGCCUCUACAGUUGGAAGAGGACCCUUUUGGUGAUAGUGCAUCUGAAGUGCCAAUGAAAUCGUCGGUACGAUUUUCCUACAAGAACAUUAUACACGAUGACCCCAAUAUAGCGCCUUCAUGUAUACCCUUAUCAUCGACCAACCAGACAAUGUCUUACAAUCCAUCAUCAGCCUCAUUUGGCCGGGCACUCUCUCAGCCAAUAUCUCUAUCGGCUGAUAGAAUUUCCAAUGCAUCAAUGCUUACAAAGAACCCUUCAAUUGCCAGAUCUAUAAUGACUGCCAAAUCAUUUGGGGGAGAGAAAUCGGUGGCGUCCCUAAAUAAAUCUAUUGCUGCUUCUAUUAUAUCUGGCAAGUCACUAGCUGAGACAAGUAGGACUAUUUCUAAAAAAGUGCUUGAAGAUAACAAGUCAGUAUUGUCCAGUAAAUCAAACAAUAGAUCAGAUGUCCAAUCUUUUGCUGCUGGAUCGAUGUCAAACAAAUCAGCAGCAAGAUCCCGCAUGUCACAUGCUACAUUGGCUAACCCUUCUAUUGCCGGGUCCAUUGCAAGAUCCCGUGUAUCACAUGCUACAUUGGCUAACCCUUCUAUUGCCAGGUCUAAUUCAAAAUCCCGUGUAUCACAUGCUACAUUGGCUAACCCUUCUAUUGCCAGGUCUAAUUCAAAAUCCCGUGUAUCACAUGCUACAUUGGCUAAUCCUUCUAUUGCUGGGUCCGUUAAGGGGAAUAGUCUGAAGGCCAGAUCCAUGCUAGGUAGCGAGAUUAUGCCAAAGUCUAUGUCUGAAAAGUCAGUGGUGGUUGAGGAGCCCAUGUCAAUCCAUCAAUCUCUCUCAGAAAAGGAAAAUCCGCAGGGAAGUUUGUCUUUGGGCAGAUCAAUGAUGUCUGGAAUUAAAUCUAUUAUGACUCAAGGCAAAUCGAUGGUUAUGGGCCAAUCUGGAUCUUUUGCCAGUCAGACCAAAGGCUCUGACUGUAAUUCUGUAAGGGAAUCAAAGAUGACCAUGAGGUCUCAAAACUCCAAGGCCAGUGCCAAAUCUGGAUUUGGCGCAAGUUUGGGUUCAAAAAGUGGAUUGGGGCAAGAAAAUCCGAAUGGAACGCCUUCGAUGAUGUCGCGCAUAAAAUCAUUUUUUAGCCGUGCUUCCACUCAGAACAACGAACAGGAGAUUGAAGAUGAUGAACAUAUAGACCCGUUGGCUGUACAACAAAGAUUCGUGGAUUUGUGGGAGAGGAUAAUAGGUAAACUGUUGGUUACCAGCAAUCAAUUUAAGGCACUUAGUGAUAUGACAAAGGAUCCGGCGAUAGUCCCUAAUGAUGCGUUUGAAGUCCCUAUUAUGGAACUUCCAACCCACGCGGAUGGGCAACCAUUAAGCGCAGAUGAGCUUAUACAUGCACUGCAUAACACAAUGAUCCCGCAAAAACAAAACCAAUCAAAAGUACAUUCCUUGAUAAUAAACGUAAUUGUGGCACAUUGUGAAAUUAGGAAUGCUGAGCGUUUUCUCCAACAGCUGAGCGAAAAGAUGGAAAUUCAACCCAAACGCUUGAAAUCUUUAUCCGCCAAGAGAAUUGAAAGAACAAAAAUGAUUGUAAAGCAGUGUGGCGAUGAACUUGUGUCAACUGAUUCUCAUUAUGAGAACUAUAUUAACUCUUACUAUGAGGCGCUAGAACGGGACUACCCCCCUGCCUUAGGGACAUUGGAAGAUCCGCCGCUGAAGCAUUCGCCCACUUGCCCUUCUCAGAUUGAGGCGCAGGAAUUGGCCAUAUACGAGAUACGCGACCAGUACAUAAGGGAGAAGAUAAGCACUUUUGACGAUCUUGUCACCAGCUGGCUUCUGGACUAUACUAACAUUUGCAGGGAGGCUGGGGAGCAAAUGACGGUUCAGGAUGAGAAUUUGGGCCAAGAUUGA